This is a messenger RNA of Lepidothrix coronata (blue-crowned manakin), 656 nucleotides long. RefSeq names its product mitochondrial ribosomal protein L51 (gene MRPL51). Gene Ontology annotation, molecular function: structural constituent of ribosome. Gene Ontology annotation, biological process: translation. Gene Ontology annotation, cellular component: mitochondrial large ribosomal subunit. NCBI's taxonomy places the organism in Eukaryota, Metazoa, Chordata, Aves, Passeriformes, Pipridae. The transcript is spliced from 2 exons. The coding region runs from base 120 to 590 and encodes 156 amino acids. The record is from RefSeq and is a predicted model, not a curated record.
ACCGGCGCGUCCCUGCGCUCCCCGGCGGAAGGGGCCGCACCGCCGCCCGGCCCUUCCUGACCCUUCCCGUCCUUCCCUCCCGUCCCGUCCCUUCCCCCGGAGCGGCGGGGGUCACCCCGAUGGCGGCAGCGGCGGCGGCGCUGCUGCUGCGGCCGGCGGGCCGGGCCAUGCUGGGCCGUGCCGCGCCGCUGCUAUGCGCCGAGCGGGGCAUUAGCGAGGGCGGCGGGGCGUGCUGGGCGCCCGUGCGGCCCGGCCUCCCCGUGCCCCUCUCCUCGCCCCUGGCGGGGCUCACCCGGCCCAUCCUCAUCAAGGAGCCGCCGAAGCGCAAGCAGGUGGACCGCUGGACGGAGAAACGGGCCUUGUUCGGGGUCUACGACUACGUGGGGAUCCUGGGCGGCUUCCAGAUCCACCCGAAGAAUCUCAUCAAGGGGCCCACGUGGCUGCGAGGCUGGCGGGGGAACGAGCUGCAGAGGUGCAUCCGCAAGAAGCAGAUGGUGGGAGAUCGGAUGUUUAUAGAGGACCUUCACAAACUGAACAAGAGGAUCCGGUACUUGUACAGGCGCUUCAAUCGCACCGGGAAGCACCGCUAGGGUUCGGCAUGUGGAACGUGGGUUUGUGGCAUUGCAGUCAGAAUAAAGACAGCUUUCAUUCAGCUG